Molecule: messenger RNA, 584 nt
Organism: Panicum hallii
Lineage: Eukaryota; Viridiplantae; Streptophyta; Magnoliopsida; Poales; Poaceae
Product: ubiquitin-like
Exons: 4
Coding region: 47-457 (136 amino acids)
Biological process (GO): protein ubiquitination; modification-dependent protein catabolic process; translation
Cellular component (GO): cytoplasm; nucleus; ribosome
Molecular function (GO): ubiquitin protein ligase binding; structural constituent of ribosome; protein tag activity
Source: RefSeq, a predicted model, not a curated record
UCCCACCACCGUCGCCACAACCCGAGAUCGCAACCCCCCGGCGAAGAUGCAGAUCUUCGUGAAGACGCUGACAGGCAAGACGAUCACGCUCGAGGUCGAGAGCAGCGACACCGUCGAGAACGUCAAGGCCAAGGUCCAGGACAAGGAAGGCAUCCCGCCGGAUCAGCAGCGGCUCAUUUUCGCCGGGAAGCAGCUGGAUGACGGCCGCACCCUGGCCGACUACAACAUCCAGAAGGAGUCCACGCUGCACCUGGUGCUCCGCCUCCGCGGCGGCGGCAGGGGCGGCUACCCCACCAUGCGCGUCCCGUGGGAUCUCAUCAACCUUGCCCGCAAGCACAAUGAGAAGAAGAUGAUCUGCCGCAAGUGCUACUCACGCCUUUACCCCAAGGCCACAAACUGCCGCAAGAAGAAGUGCGGCCACAGCAACGCGCUGAGGGCCAAGAAGAAGCUCAUGUGAGCCAUUUGGGAAUUGAAGCUCAGCUCACAAGCGACGACAAUCUGUGUGUCAUCUGAUAGCUCCAUGCACCAGCUGAAUAAUUUGUCUCGAGCGUUUUACAUCUGUUAUCGAUCAGGGGUUGUUAGUU